Sporothrix brasiliensis 5110 is the source of this 1608-nucleotide messenger RNA. RefSeq names its product Major Facilitator Superfamily protein. Gene Ontology annotation, molecular function: transmembrane transporter activity. The transcript has a single exon. The record is from RefSeq and is a predicted model, not a curated record. The coding region runs from base 1 to 1608 and encodes 535 amino acids. NCBI's taxonomy places the organism in Eukaryota, Fungi, Ascomycota, Sordariomycetes, Ophiostomatales, Ophiostomataceae. Gene Ontology annotation, biological process: transmembrane transport.
AUGGCAGCUCCCGAAGAAGCGGCAGCUCCCGCCGCUCCGUCACCCGUCGACGUGGAGGCUGCGCAGGCCGUCGCCGACAAGGAAAAGUCGCAGCAGCAGCACCGGGAGGCCACGACCAACCUGCACGAGUACGCCGAGUCCGAGGGCUAUGUCAUUGACGCCUCGGACGACGGCGACGCCUCGGCCGCGCUCAAGAGGGCGCCGGACGGCCGCACGAUCCUGAUUCCGCAGCCCAGCGACGACCCCAAGGACCCGCUCAACUGGAGCUGGACGACCAAGCACAUCACGCUCCUCAUCAUUGCGUGCACGGCCUUUCUGCCCGACUACGGCAGUGCCACGGGCGCGGUGACGCUGAUUGCGCAGGCAGAGGAGUGGGACAUGACGCAGGACGAGGUGAACCACAGCCAGGCGGGCAACGUGUUCAUGCUGGGCGCGGGCGGCAUCUUUGCCGUCAUCUUUGCCGCGUACCUCGGCCGGCUGCCGGUGGUGUGGUGGUACCUCGUGGUGGCGACGGCGACGGCGGCGUGGUGCGCGGGCGCGACGUCCUUUGCCUCGUUCAUGGCGGCGCGCAUUCUCAACGGCUUUUUCAGCACCGUGUGCCAGGGCAUGGGCCUCGUCUUCAUCCAGGACAUCUUCUUCUUCCACGAGCGCGCGCGCAAGAUCAACAUCUGGGCGGCCUUCUUCAUCAUGAGCCCCUACAUGGGCCCGCUGCUGACGGCGUUUAUGCUGACGGCGAAGCCGUGGCCCGUGCCCUUUUGGGUGUACACGGCCAUGACGGCCGCGUGCUUCAUGGCGACGACCCUGUUUCUGCGCGAGACCUACUACGACCGCCGCAUCGCCGCCGCCGACCAGCCGCCGCCCGGCCGCCGCUUCGAGCAGGUCAUUGGCAUCGCGCAGUUCCGCUCGCGCCACCAGCGCAACAGCUUCGGCCAGGCCGUCUGGCGCACCGUCAGCGUGGUGCUCAAGCCCACCGUCUUUCUGACGUGCUUCUACUACAUGCUCACGUUUGCCUGGGUCGUCGGCAUCAACACGACGCUGUCCAUCCUGCUGCAGCCCGUCUACGACUUUGGCGUGCUCCAGAUUGGCUACUUUUACUUUACCCCCGUCGUCGCCGUCAUCCUCGGCGAGCUGGCCGGCCACUGGCUACACGACGCCAUCGCCCAGCAGUACAUCCGCACGCACAAGGGCCACUUUGAGCCCGAGGUGCGCCUGCGCGCCAUUUUCGUGAGCCUGCCGUUUAUGAUUAUCGGCAUCGUCAUCCUCGGCCAGUCGCUCGAAAACCGCUGGCACUUCAUGGUCACGUCCGUGACCUGGGGCCUCUACGUGUUUGGCAUCAUGAUCACCACGGUCGCGCUCUCGAGCUACAGCCUCGACUCGUACCCAGAGGCCAGCGGCGAGGUGUCCGCCUGGCUCAACUUCAGCCGCACAAUCGGCGGCUUCAUCAUUUCGUACUUUCAGGUGACGUGGGCGACGAACGAGGGCGCCAAGAAGAGCUUUGGCGUGCAGGCCGCGAUCAUGGGCGCGGGCUUUAUCCUGGUCCUCGUUUUGCUGCGCUGGGGCAAGGCAAUGCGCGUGUGGGCGGGCCCGCUGAACUUUGCGACGGCGUGA